This is a messenger RNA of Mycena citricolor, 2253 nucleotides long. NCBI's taxonomy places the organism in Eukaryota, Fungi, Basidiomycota, Agaricomycetes, Agaricales, Mycenaceae. The record is from the annotation of a GenBank genome assembly.
GCGCUCACCACACACCAUCAUGCAAGUCGACAACCCAAUAUCCCAACCAUCGCUGUUCGCACCAUCGUUCAGCACCGAAUACUCGCUAGAUCUCAGCGAUAUCUUCCAUAACGACCUCUUCGCUUCGGUGCCCUCCGGCUCCACCGCGGCCUCGUCCUCUUCCCCCUCUUCAUCCCGCGCCACGACCCCCAGUGUCCUCACACCCCCUCAGGCCACUCUGGACACCUCUUUCCCCGACAUCCACGAUGGAACCAGCCCGGGAAGCCUGCUCGGCUUCAUGGACGAGGACAUCAAAUCCUUCGAUCCUAUGUCUAUGCUGAAUGCCACUGCCUCCAACCCGUAUGCUUUCCUCAGCGCCUUCGGUAGUGGAAAUGCCACCGCCUCGUCAUCUGCACCCGGCUCUACGGAGCUGGAUGGUCUCUUUGCUAUCGACCCCCAACUGGUCGAUUCGCCUGCACCAGCAGUCAUGACCGAUUUCGAAGAAAGCGCAUCGCCGGAGUCGUUGUCCAUGUCUCCCUCGGCCGACGAUGAAGAGGAUUUGGCAUCUACGACCAUCGUUCCCGUCAAGGUCGGAGGUCACGGCAAAGGCCGAAAGGGCACGGUCGCUAGCGGGGGUGUGAAAAAAGCCACUGCCGCUGUGACUGCUGCACCGAACAAAGAGAACGCCGUCACAUUCCACCCAUCGAUGCUGCUGCCACGCAAGAAGGACGGCUUCGAUGAUGAUGACGACGAGCACGAGUUGCCGGAAGACUGGCGUCCGCCUCCCGAGGUGUUCCAGAAGAUGACCAGCAAGGAGAAACGUCAGCUGCGCAACAAAAUCAGCGCACGUAACUUCCGUGUCCGCCGAAAGGAAUAUAUUUCUACGCUGGAGGAUAACAUUGCUGAACGUGACCGGCUUCUUACGGCCAUCCGCGCCGAACUUGGCAGCUCUCAGAGCGAGAACGUUGCCUUGCGGCAGGAAAUUGCCACGCUGAAGCGGACGUUGCUGGAGAAUCGUGGGCCUGCCCCCGUUCUACCUCCCCCCGCACCGCUUUCACCGUCGUGGUCGAGGCUCCCCAUUGCCCACGCCCAUACUCACAAGGACCUGGCUGCCAACUCCCGAUUCUGGGGUGGCGUGUCCUCGUCUUUGGGUGGCGGAUUCACCAGCGUGCAUACUGUCACCAUUCCGGAUCUGUUGGGUGCCAAUCCGUUCGCUUCGAGUCCAUUCGCCAGUGCCCUGCCUGCAGUUAAGGAGGUUCGCACCAUUCCAUCUUAUCAAUCUGAACAUCUUCUGAACGCACAACAGCAAGAGAACCUCAAUCCGGCACUCAAUGGAAUCAAACCAUCAGAGGUCUUACGCAGCGGACUCGGUCUUGGUGCGGGCACUGGUGCUCCGACUUCCAGCGGCGAUGCAUUCGGAGACGUCAACCCGUUCACUGUUCGCAAUCUCGAUUCGUACAGGAUGCAUCUAUGGGAACGUAUGGCUGCUCAGUACAAGUACAACAACGAGCUUCCAUCCAAGACGCACUUGCCAACGCUUCCCCCGCUCACUGGAUUGGCCAGUCGGAUGCCAACGAAACACUUCCAGUCCCCGUCGACGAAUGCCAACUCGCUUUCGUCCGCUAUGUCUGGCAUGUCAUUGUCUGGCAAACCCAGUGGCAGUACUCCCUCUGUGCAUCAACGCUCCCUGGAGAAACAGCGGGCCGACGCCGAGGUCGCGCAGACUGCUAUGUACACUGCGAUGGCCAGUCAGACUCUCCUGAAACGACUCGGUGGAGCGUUCUGGGACGCCUUCUCUGGAAACGAGAACUCUCCUUCGCGAUUGGCUGCACCGAAGCUCGAUGCAGACAAAGUGCGCAGAGUCCUCGAUGGCACAGCUGUCCUCAAGGUUGUCGAUGUCGAUCCUCCGUCUCCGAAAGUCCAGUCGUCGGCGAAGACCGCCGUGCCCGUCGCGUGCACAUACAGCCUAAAUAUGGCGUCCAUGCUCGAGGAAAGCAUGCGUUCGCUCAGUCUCGGAAAGAAGUCUCAGUAGUCUUGUUAUGUCAGCCAUAUGUGCCACCACAUCCAUCACUCUCCUUCCCUCCUCGCAGUGCUUUGACGAACCGAUUUGUUUGUCAGAUCCCAACCCAUUUUCGGACCCCCAGCAUUCCAAAUCCACUCCCUUAUUCAAGCGAAACUGUAUAUAUACUUAUUAGAUCGUCAGCUAUCCUGUGUAGCUUGGAUAAUACUCGAUACUCAUUGCAAUGUUGAUCGUUGAAACGCCGAGAAGGCCAA